GGACUCGAGCCGUUAUCUCGAAAAUUGGACCAUGUUCACACCGGCCCAUUUGUUUUGGUGCGAGGGUUCGGAGAGCGGACGAAGCUCGCGGUGUGAAAGGUUGCGAUUUGGGCCGAGUCCCGGCGUAGGGUUUACUCGUCUGGCUUGGCGUGGAUUUGGAUGUGGAUUUGGCUUUUGGGAUGCGAGUGAUGUGAGGCGACAGACGUGGUCGAUUCCAAUCGUUCGUGUGCGAGCAUUGCGAUGCAUUAGCACGACGCGAGGAGGCAUAGCUGGUGGGCAUGUCGGUGACGGAUUUGGAAUUCACGGCGUUGCUUUUGCACUCGAAAUGGCAGUGCUUAUGGUAUGAGCGACUCGUGCCUCAUUCCGGCCCCGCACUCUUCAUCACUCUCCCUGCAGGAUGAUUGGGCUUCAGUUGGUGCGAGCCUCUACUCAUCCGUCACCGGGCUGCCUGCGCCGAGGAAUUUCAGGGGUCCUGCAUGUUUCUGGGAAUGUGAAGCCGACGAAAUGUCUUGUGUGCGCGCGGUCUAUGGGCACCGCAAAGGUGUUCGCAUUGACCUCGGAGGUUUCAACAAGUCAAGAAGAAGCGUUCAGGAUCUUAAUGGUGGCAGGCGGAACUGGAGGCCAUAUUUACCCCGCCAUAGCUAUCGCCGAUGAGAUCAAGAAUCUCAAUAAAACAGCGCAGGUUCAGUUUGCCGGCACGAAGGAUCGCAUGGAAUGGUCGGCUGUUCCUCAAGCUGGUUAUGAACUCUCAGUCGUUCCAGCUGUGGCAAUUCGACGGCCAUUCUACUCUCUGCAGAAUCUGCUUGUGCCCGCGAAGUUGCUAAUCGCUAUGUUCGCCUGCUGGAAGUUGCUCAAUCGAAUUCGCCCCCAUGUGGUAGUGGGAACAGGGGGUUAUGUCUCCGGUCCAUUGUGCCUCGCAGCUGCCAUAAGUGGGUUUCCUGUUGUUAUACAAGAACAGAAUGCUUAUGCAGGGAUCACCAAUCGCCUUUUGGGUAAAAUAGCGCAAACAAUUUUUGUAGCAUUCUGGGCUGCCACCGCGUACUUCCCCAAAGACAGGUGUAUGCUCUAUGGGAAUCCAACUCGAGUGGAACUGCGUCAGUACGUCUCUGCGGCGGUGGCCCGUCGCUACUUUUUCCCACUGGAUGAACGACGCAUUGCAGAUCAUGGUCAUUAUUCGGAAAAGAGGAAGAAGAAAGAAAUGGUAUUGAUUUUGGGAGGGUCCUUGGGCGCGCUGGCUAUCAAUGAGGCGGUGGCUGAUAUGGCAGUAAAAUCGCUGGAGGAAAAUUCUGAAAGACAUAUUAUUUGGCAAACUGGACCGAAGUACUACGAGGAGAUGGUCCAACGAGUCGGCCAAACACACCCUCGGCUGGCAAUAUAUCCAUACGUGAGCGCAAUGCACAUGGCUUACGCUGCAGCAGAUUUGGUAGUUGCUCGUGCUGGUGCAAUCACGUGCAGUGAGUUGCUGGUUACUGGCAAGCCAUCAAUUUUGAUACCCUCAAGAAAUGUCGCCGAGGAUCAUCAAACGAAGAAUGCCGAGGCUAUGGCAGAAGGAGGGAGUGCAAGGGUGCUCUCAGAGAGUGCUUUAAGUUCGUCUUCAUUGGCUUCCAUGAUAGAUGAGCUCUUAGGUGACGAUGUUUUGCUCACAGACAUGAUGGAAAAGGCCCUCAGAGCAGCGACACCUGAUGCUUCCAAUCAAAUAGCUCAACAUAUCAUUCGUCUUGCAAACAAACGUGUAUCAGGGGUUAUGGCUUAAACUCAUGCUGUAAGAGGCUUUUCACGAAAUAUUUUGCAAUCAAGGAGUCAAAUUAUGAUGUUCGUUGGUCACGAGUCUGAACAGACUCGUAUCAACGUCUACUGGGUUGAAUGAGCAUAGACCCGAGUGCUUUACUUGGAAUGAUAUGAUACAGUGGAAGCCAUCCAUUAGCGGCUUCUAUUGAAUGCAUCUCUUGAAGGUAAAUCUUGGACGUCUAUGAAUUUGCACAUCCUUCAAACCCAGUCAACAGUGUACAUCGCUUGUAUUCAAAACUCGUACUUGGCCCCUCUAAUGAAGUGAUUUAUAAAAGUGAUACAUCUAUCUAUGUAGUUUAGCAUGUGUUCCAGGUUAUACUGCCAAUUUUGUUUGCAUAGAGAGUUUACGACCCCUUAGUUUUUGUAGCUUGUGAUGUAUUCUUUCCACUGCUUGGUGGGUCUAGUGAGGGGUACGCAAGGAACGCACCAUAUACUUUUUUUGUGUGGAGAAAGGACUUCGGUCGGCGGAAAGUAAUGCUGUGAUCAUAAAGAGGGAAACAGCUACGCUGAUGAGGUCAGUGGGGAAAGGUGGUGCCUUGGGUGUUCACCACACUGGUAAUCGAUUGGUCCUGGGCAUCGCACUUAUAACCAGACUAGUCCGUUCUGCAAUUUUUUUCUAGUGAUAAGACGUCAUAAGAUGCAAUUUCAGCAAUGCUCUUCGCACAUGAGAGCAUGUUGCUACACAUCACGGUUUUUAUUAUUACUUUUUAUUAUUAUCACUGUCACGCCCCGCUGAACCGCAGGUUGUGACUGUUCGAGC
Molecule: messenger RNA, 2548 nt
Organism: Marchantia polymorpha subsp. ruderalis
Lineage: Eukaryota; Viridiplantae; Streptophyta; Marchantiopsida; Marchantiales; Marchantiaceae
Source: the annotation of a GenBank genome assembly